This is a messenger RNA of Knipowitschia caucasica, 201 nucleotides long. The record is from the annotation of a GenBank genome assembly. NCBI's taxonomy places the organism in Eukaryota, Metazoa, Chordata, Actinopteri, Gobiiformes, Gobiidae.
AUGGACGUGCCCGAUGAAGGUGCUGUUGGAGAUGGAUUGGUGGUGUAUCUCAGGGGUCAGAUGCUUUCUGUCGGCGUCCUUCCCGCACGACAAGGCUCCAAGCUGGGGAAGACGCCAGCCCAGCAGCUGGUGGCUCAGAGCGCGCCAGGCGCGCAGGAGGCACAGGGCGUGCAGGACUCCCCUGCUGUGCUCCACCGCUGA